Molecule: messenger RNA, 2356 nt
Organism: Trichomycterus rosablanca
Lineage: Eukaryota; Metazoa; Chordata; Actinopteri; Siluriformes; Trichomycteridae
Product: leucine-rich repeat-containing protein 14
Exons: 4
Coding region: 325-2001 (558 amino acids)
Cellular component (GO): cytoplasm
Molecular function (GO): protein binding
Source: RefSeq, a predicted model, not a curated record
UACAGAUGAUAAACAUGACUGAUGAUUGUUGAGUGUGAUUAAUAUAUAACAGCUUUUUAUAGCGGGUUCGAAUGUUUAUUGUGAGUUAAAUACAGCGGCUGUGAUCAGAUAGCAGUCGGGUUUAACAGACUGAAACAUUAGACUUAAUGAAAGUGUAUUUUUGGAGUACAGAUGGUAUAAAAGUGUUAUUUGAGAUACACACUGGUUAGACUGGGAGUGAGGGGGGUUUAACAGGAUGGACUGUAUGUACACGCUUAUUUAUCAUUCUUUAUUCAGCCAGCAGAGCAUCAGAGCAACAUCCUAAAGGAGCUUCUGGAUGUGGAGAUGGUGCCGCCGUUGGUGUACCUGAGUGCCCGGACGGUGGUCAGCGAUCACGGAUUAUCAGCCGUAGGACUGAACUGCGUUCCGCGCGAGCUCUACAGGCCUCUGCUGGACGCAGCGUUGGCUCACGGCCGGCCGCUGGCUGUCGGAGAGCUGGUGCAGCGCUGGCCCGAGCGAACCCUGAGCAUCGGCGGCCGGAGGAGUCGCUGCCAGGAUCCCCCGAGCCGCCUGUGUGUCCAGGCCCUGCUGCUGGCUGUGGUCAGGGGUUUGAGCGAUAAGAGGUGUUCCCUGAAAGUGCUGGAUCUUUGCGGGCUGCAGUGUGAGGACGGUCACUCUGAAGACGCGAUGGGCGGCUGGUCCCUCACGGUGGCCCUUUGCUCCACCCUGCUGCAGGCACGAAACAUCACCUCCGCCUCCAGGGGUCACCGUCGAGACGACCGAGAGAGGAAGAAACGAGUGCUGAAGCCUGAGAGAGACGGGGACGUCGGGGUUAAACGUGACCGGGAAGGGAUGGAGAGGUGUUGGGGCGAGAAGAUGGAGUGUGUGGCUAACGGAGGGCCAGGACGAGGGACAGAGGGGGCGGAGAACGUGAAAGGAAUUCGGAGAAGGAUGGAGCUGCAGAGGAAAAAUGAAACCCAACCGCAGCUCAUUCCCAGCAAAGUGGACUCUCGUGAGGACAUUCUGGUGAACGUCAGGGCUGACCUGUUCGUAAACGGCCGGUCCUGGGAGCGGGUCCGUGCGGCGCUGAGUCUGGCCGGGCCCCUGCGGUUGCACUGUCGCUUCCUGCGGGUGGAGGAACUCCCCGCCUACUCCAUCGUUUCCCUGCUGCACCUCCUGCCCCAGGAUGAGCUGCUCGGGCUGGACGUGCGCUACUCCAGUCUGGGUGUCUCGGGUCUCGCGCUGCUGCUGCCCCAGCUGACGCCGUUUCCUCGGCUUAGCUCGCUCCGGCUGCACUACUGCAACCUGGACGUGCAGCGGUCGCGACCCGGCCAGCAGGAGGCGCUGCAGGAAGUCUCUCGAGGGCUCGGAGAGUUAAAGAGGCUGCGCAGACUGAGCCUCACUGCCCUGAGACUCCCGGGACACCUCCGACUCCUUCUCAGUUCCCUCUCGGAGCCUCUAGAGGCACUGGAGCUGCCUUACCUGAGCCUGACCUCUAGCGACAUGGCCUACCUCUCUCACAGCCCUCACGCUUCCUCCCUCACUGAGCUGGACCUGAGUGAGAACAAGCUGGACGAGUCCUCCCUGCAUUCCCUGCGACAUCUCCUCUCCCGAGCUAAACGGUGCCUCACACGACUCUCUCUGUGCGGAUGCGGACUGUCGGACGGCCCUCUAGGGUCAGUGCUGCCCUCUAUGUCGCAGUGCCAGGUCCUCCAGAGCCUACGACUGGCGCUGAACCCGCUGUCCAGGGCGGCACUGGUAGAUCUGGCUCGGGCUGUAGCCGGCAUCCACUCUCUCAGGUUACUCCUUCACCCGAACGCGCUGGAGGACUAUGAGCCAGGGCUGCCUCCUCUGCCCUCCAGCGCUCAGCUUCUUGACUGGCCCCUUAACGAGGGCUCGGAGAUCAGGGACGUGACACUUAUGCAGCUGGAGGAGGUUUUGAGGGACGAAGGACGGAUAGGUGACCUCCUAAUGACCUCAGAUCUGCUGAAAUACAGCACUGAUCUGGCAAUGGAUGAUUAAAGCAAUAAUAGUUCAGCCAAAAUAUAUUUUUACACAGUUUGUUACCUGUAAAUUAGCCACUGUUGCUUAUUAAUGUUGCUAUACUAUAUGCCCAAAAGUAUAUGGACAUCUAUGCGAUCUCUUCAGUCUUCAGCCACUCUUCUGGGAAGCUUCUCUCAAGACAAGUAUGUCUGUGGGAUAUUCUGCCCAGUCAGGCAAAAGAGCGUUUGUGCAGGCCACUGGAGUUUCUUUAAACCGAGGUUUUCUUUAUACACAGGGACACAGUAAUACUAGAACGGGAAAGAGCCUUCCCUAAACUGUUGCUGCAAAGUUUGAAGCAUGUAAUCUCAUUUAUAUAAAUGAUUGAUCAAUGUAA